Messenger RNA from Oryzias melastigma (Indian medaka), 5872 nucleotides. RefSeq names its product collagen alpha-1(XXVII) chain B. Lineage: Eukaryota; Metazoa; Chordata; Actinopteri; Beloniformes; Adrianichthyidae. Gene Ontology annotation, molecular function: extracellular matrix structural constituent. The transcript is spliced from 61 exons. The record is from RefSeq and is a predicted model, not a curated record. Bases 260 to 5182 code for a protein of 1640 amino acids.
UCAGAAAAGUCCUGACUCACACUCACGCGCGCGCGGGUCCUGACUCUUUUCACCUGGAAACGGGAACCUUUGCGGAGGCGCGCACAGGUGGAGCGUCUUUUUUAUAUGAACUUUCUAGACAGAAAAGACUUCCGACUCGUUCGUCUUUCCCGCUGGUCUCGUUUGGAACUCUUUUGGAUCUCAAGCGGCUCCCGGGAUGGAAAGAGUUAGUCUGUGGACUGAAACCCAAAACUCCCAGGAAAGAAUGAAGUAACGCGCCAUGGAGCCGGACAAUGCCCCGGGCUCCAAACUCAGAGGAACUGGAGUCGGGGGAAAAGUUGUGAUUCUUCUGGCGUUGCUGCACUGCUUUCUUGAGCUCACAAAAGGACAAUAUGUGGACGUCCUGCAGGAGCUCGGCCUCUCAGGGCGGAGAACCGGCGCCUUCACGCCUUCAGGCGUCAUCCCCUUCAAGUCAGGUGUCAUCCUCACUCCGAGGGCACGCGUCCAGGUGCCGCUGGGCACCGUUCUCCCCGCUCCCUUCAACGCCAGCAGCCUUUUCCUGAUCCUCAGCCUGUCGGUUCACCGCUUCAACGGCGCCGCUCUCUUCUCGCUUCUGUCCAGGAGGAGGAAGGUGCAGCUGAGCGUGCGGUUCGCCCCGGGGAAGGUCCUGGUCUCCAAGGGUCAGAAGAGCUCCGUGAGCUUGGACUACGACGUAUAUGACGGCCGCUGGCAUCACUUCGCUUUGGACAUUCAAAGCCACGGCGUUUUCUUACACACAUCCUGUGGCAGGAACAGCCUGCAUGCAGGUUUGAGCUCAAAGAAACAACUCCUGGAUCCAGAGGGUUUCUUCCUGCUGGGCAAAUUGAACCACAACUCGGUGGCGUUUGAAGGCGCCAUCUGUCAGUUUGACAUUUAUCCUUCUGCGGCGGCAGCUCAGAACUAUUGUGAUCACAUUAGAAGACACUGCAGAGAGGCCGACACGUACCGACCCUUGCUUCCCGCCCCGCCGCCACCACGUCCAGACCCAAACAUUACUGCCACCCUCGCCCCAACGCCGAAGAUUUUACCACCGAAUGGCCAAAUCCCAGAGCGGGACCAAACAUCUGCGCCUCCAAACCCAGGUGUCACAUCUGUUCCUCCGACAGCUCAUUUCACGUUGGAAAAACCCUCAAAGUUUCCAACUCAAACUGUUACUCCUUCUCCUCGGAUUAGUGUCACUCUCCCAAACCCGAAGCGAAACUCUCACAGCAGAAAGAAGAUAAAGCCAGGAGCCACUAAACCCCCAAAGCCUUCUGGGAAAAGUCUAUAUUCACCGGGGUCUCCUUCAAACUAUCACCAAACCAAAAACCAGCUAAUCGGAGCAGCUGCUCUGCAGCCGGAGCCAGAAGGGACCAACAUGCUGGGAUUUGAACCCACGACUUUGGUUUGGGUCACAGAUGGCUUCCAAACAUUUGACCUUGACCCGACCCAGUUCUCGCCGCUCGCAGGACCACCUGGACUAAAGGGAGAACCAGGACCGCCGGGCCCUCCAGGAUUUUCAGGGCUGCCAGGAAAACCCGGCAAGAGGGGCCCAAGGGGUCCUCCUGGUCCUCAUGGAAAUCCUGGCCGUCCUGGACCCCCAGGAAUGAAAGGACACAAAGGAGACCCCGGACUUUCUCCUGGUCAAGCUCCAAAAGGGCAAAAAGGAGAACCUGGUCUCGUCGGCCCCCCUGGACCACCUGGACAUGACGGACGAAAGGGACAAAAGGGUCACUCGGGUCCAGCCGGCCUCCCAGGAGAACCUGGUGAUCGAGGAGAUGAUGGAAGUCCAGGAGCCAAAGGCUAUCCUGGCAGGCAGGGGUUACCUGGACCAGUAGGAAGAAUGGGACCAAAAGGACUCAGGGGUCACAUCGGCUUUCCUGGCCUUUCUGGUUUUCCUGGUCCUGAUGGGGAGAGAGGAAUACCUGGCGUUCAUGGGAAGAAGGGCGAGAUGGGUAGGCCGGGGUUUCCUGGAGAUUUUGGAAAGAGAGGACCUCCUGGCCCCGAUGGAAGCCCCGGUGAGCUGGGAGCUCCAGGCCCAUGUGGAGUCACCGGUCUAACUGGAGAUUUGGGUCCUGUGGGCACGAUGGGUCUACCAGGACCUCCUGGACUGAAGGGGAUCGUUGGAAAUCCAGGUGAAGCCGGACUGGAGGGUGAUAAGGGUGAUGAUGGCUCACCGGGAGAACAGGGGGAACGUGGUUUCCAAGGCGAUAAGGGCAACAGCGGCUCACCUGGGCCGCCGGGUCCACCUGGGAAGCCUGGACUGCAGGGCAAACCGGGGGAUAAGGGCCCUGCUGGUGCUCCGGGUCCUCCUGGCACCGAGGGGUUUCCAGGUGACAUUGGUCCACCUGGACUCAACGGGCCUGAGGGCCUGAAGGGAUGGCGAGGAGUGAAGGGCUUUCCGGGUCCACCAGGAACAUCUGGACUUCAGGGCGAUGUGGGACCGCCUGGACCAGCUGGGAUUUUUGGAGCUGAGGGCAGACCUGGGAAGCAGGGACUGUCUGGACCGACCGGCCCGGACGGACCCAAGGGGGAGACGGGGAUGAGCGGCGAGGUCGGGAAGCUCGGCGACACGGGAAUACCCGGCUUUGUCGGAGCCAAUGGAGAGAUGGGUUUACCGGGGGAGAAGGGGGAUCGAGGAGAAACGGGAAUCCCAGGACCACCAGGUGAACCGGGGAAGAUGGGUCACUCCGGAACACCUGGAGAGGUCGGACUACCUGGACUUCAGGGUCUCCCAGGCCCUCCUGGUUCUCAGGGACUUCCCGGCAUCAGAGGACCCAAAGGCAGCAGGGGUCCAAGAGGUCUGGAUGGUCCGGCGGGAGACCCGGGUUCUGCAGGGGUUCAGGGUCCUAAUGGUCCACCAGGAAAAGUGGGGACCCCUGGGGAGAUGGGAAAGCUGGGUGAUCCGGGUGAUUCCGGUCUGGAGGGAUUCCCAGGUGUCAUGGGGCCAUCAGGACCUCCAGGAGCCAAAGGGAUCUUAGGACAGCCGGGGCCAGCGGGGCCUCCGGGCAGGAUGGGACCGCUGGGGGAGAUGGGGGCGGCGGGGUCAGCAGGGAAAGAGGGACGCCCAGGAUCACCCGGAGAGCCCGGACAGAAGGGGGACGUCGGUCCAGACGGCAGCAUCGGGGAGCAGGGUUUGUCCGGUCGGAGAGGAGAACCAGGCUUGGAUGGAGAGCCGGGGCCAAGUGGAGCUGAUGGAGCAAAGGGUGAAAAGGGCGAGCCCGGCCCUGAAGGCCCCAGAGGAGAACGAGGUGAAAUCGGCUUUAAAGGACAGGAGGGAGCGUCCGGGCCCGCUGGACUGGUCGGGCUGAGGGGUCAGGAGGGUAAACCCGGUAAAACUGGGGAGAACGGGAAUGCCGGACGUCAGGGCAGCAAAGGUCAGCAGGGUCAUCCUGGUGAAGCCGGACUGGUGGGUGAGCGGGGAGAGCCGGGGUUUGCUGGACCGAAAGGAGCCAGAGGAAGCGUGGGCUCAGCGGGGGCUCCUGGAGGAACGGGUCAGAGAGGUGACCCCGGCCCGGCUGGGUAUAAGGGUCACAUGGGACCACCGGGACCACUGGGACCUCCUGGAACGGAAGGUGAAAAGGGAGGGACGGGGGAGGACAGUAAGGUGGAGGGUCCUCCAGGUCCUCAAGGUGACACAGGUCCUCCUGGAAACCAAGGAGACAGAGGAGAUCCGGGUGACCCUGGGCGCAUUGGUCAAGCUGGCGUGGGUGGACCCCGAGGUGAAACUGGCCCCCCAGGCCGGCCUGGUCAUCCUGGUCCCAAAGGACAUCCGGGGCUAAAAGGAUCCAAAGGUGAUCAAGGCCUGAACGGGAAACCCGGAAUGCCUGGAGCUUCUGGAACUAAAGGACCUUCAAAGGUCUUCCUGGCCCUCGUGGGGUUUCAGGUUCAGAAGGACUCGAAGGUCCACCUGGAGUCGAUGGUCCACCUGGUAAAGAUGGAGGUGAAGGAGUCAAGGUUUAUCUGUGUUCAGGGGGAACAAGGAGAAGAUGGAGAGACUGGCUCACCUGGAAAAUCUGGCCUGCAGGGUCCAAAAGGUGUGAUGGGACUUCCAGGAAGUCAAGGUUCUUCUGGUCCAAAGGGGGAGAGAGGUCUGCCAGGCCAGACGGGUCUGGCGGGGAAGAGGGGUUCUGUUGGUGUGACUGGAUUUCCAGGAAGACAAGGAGAUCGGGGAACGAAAGGACAACCAGGAGACGGUGGCGAACAGGGAUUUUUAGGGGUCACGGGCCCGUUCGGACCAAAGGGACCCCUGGGAGACGUCGGCCCCGCAGGAAUUCAGGGACCAAAAGGACCUCGAGGUUUGAUGGGCGUGGAGGGAGUCUCAGGUCCUGCUGGCAUCGUCGGGCCCAGCGGUCAUCCGGGACCCCAAGGUGACAAAGGAGGUCGGGGGGAGCCGGGUUUGUUGGGGCCAAAAGGAUCUCCUGGACCUCAAGGACCGCCUGGACCACCGGGUCUCCCCACUUCUGCCUUUGUCCUCAAAAACGAAGCUCUGGAUGCAGCUUUUGAACUCCUGGUCGAUUCCCACGCCGCCCUUUGGAAGGAGAAUCAUCAGCGCGUGGAGAUGCCGAUGCUGGAUCAGGGUCCAGAGAUCCUCAAAACCCUGCAGCAUCUCAGCUCUCUGGUUCAGAGUCUGAGGAACCCUCUGGGAACCCGGGAGAACCCUGCUCGGGUCUGCCGGGACCUCUUCCACUGUGAGCAGAGGAUGCGGGAUGGAUCCUAUUGGGUCGACCCAAACCUCGGCUGCAGCGCCGACAGCAUCGAAGUGACCUGCAACUUUAGUGCUGGUGGACAGACGUGCCUGAAGCCCGUCACCGUCUCCAAGCUGGAGAUGGGCGUGGACCGGAUCCAGAUGAACUUCCUCCACCUGCUGAGCACCGAGGCCGUGCAGCACAUCACCAUCCACUGCCUGAACGCGCCGCUGUGGGCGGCAGGAGCGUCUCUGCGGCGUCUGUCCAGGACGGUGGGAUUCAGGAGCUGGACGGGGGAGCGGAUCCGAGAGGGGGGCCCGCUGGAGCCGCUGGUGCCCACCGACGACUGCUGGAUCAAAGAUGGCCGCUGGCAUGUGGCGCGUUUCGUCUUCCAGAGCGCCGACCCGAACCUCCUCCCCAUCGUGGACGUGUACGACCUGCCGACUGAGCCCGAGGCCCGCUUCCACCUGGAGGUCGGACCCGUCUGCUUCCUGUAGGACGCUGAGGAGUUUUGGACCAGAACCACAGAAACAAUCCUCUUUUGUGUUUCAACCAAACAUGCUGGGACUGCAGAGACCAGGAGGCAAAGAUCUGUCAUCAGAACUGCAGAGACCAGGAGGCAAAGAUCUGUCGUCAGAACUGCAGAGACCUCCGUAAGCUCCUCCCUCUCAGAGACGUCUCGUUGGUUCCUCCUCCAACAUCUCCUUCAUCUCAGGCUCGGAUGUAGAUUUUCUUUAAAGGUCCGACAGGAAGAACGUCUCCGUUUGAACUGAAAUUUUCCGUCUGGGAUCAUUUUACGAAUCUUUAUUUAUGUUUGUCUGUUGUGUAUAUUUUGCUGUGAAGUUCUGAUACUUUGAGGAGUCAUUCAGGUGUUUCUUUGAGCCUCUAUCUGCCGUCUGGUGGAGUCGGUGCAGAAAUCUCCGGCCGUGUGGAGGGAGUUUCCCUCACGAUGCUACCUCGAUCUCACCUCACAGGAACAAACGUCACCGCCGCCAAACGUCUGGCGACCUGCACAGCUGCGCUGGAGCUUAAAAAAAACGGAUGUGGAAGCGUGUGUGGUAAAAGCUCUUUUAUUCUGAAGUUCUGAUGUCGCCGUGGUAACCGAGCUCGACGCUUGACUUGUACAUUUGACGUGAAGUGAGGCCUCGAAUGGAUCAAUAAACAUUUAAAGCCUUCUGUCAAACUGA